UCAUUAUUAGUCGCCUCGGCCAAAACGUGUUCGUCAUAUAUGAACGACAGUACAGAUAUUUGAGAAAAUAUCGUUAUGUUGGAAUGUAGUACGGAGUAAUAAAUGACAUUCAGUGGAAUCUUAACACUUUAUCAUCUUUAAACCUGCAUCAGAACUACAGCAGCGGCUCUCGUUAAUGUGAUUGUUGCCCGGUGCUUUAUCAGUCCAGCGGCAUGAAUCAUGGGUAUGGUAAUAGACGUGGUCGGAGAGGAGGAGGUCGGCGUUUCGGAGAUGGAGGUUCCAGAUGGGAUGAAGGGGCUGGAUCCAGUGGAGGUGGAGGAUACACGAGGAACUCCGAGUGGGACUCAAGGGAAGAGCGGGGACAUGGAGGGGAACGAAGAGGAGGAGGAGGAGGAAGAGGCAAACAUCCACCCCAUUUGAAGGGUCGAGAAAUAGGACUGUGGUAUGCCAAGUAUGGAGGAAUUAAAAGAUCUGAGGCAGAGAGGAAAUCUAGGGCUGUUGUUCAGAUGGAUGAACAACGAGAGCAGCACAUUACACAGCUGCUGAACUCUGUCCAGAGAGAUGCAAGCAGAGAUCCGCACCCCUCCACAUCUCAGAACUGGAGGGUGAAGGAGGAGCCCAGUGGCCACAGUUACUUUGAUGGAGAUGAUCCUCCAGAACCUCAGAACAUUGUAAAAGUGCCAAAAAUUGAGCCUAAAGAGGAGAAACAGGAGAAUGAGGAUGAGUUGGGAGCAAGUGUGAAAGAGGAACUUAAUGACACUGACCUGGAGUACUUAUUCCAAGAUGUUGUGCGGAUACCCUCCCUGGAUGAGGAGCUAAAGAAAGAUAAGCAGAAGAAAAAAGAUAAUGCUAGAUACCUUGAUAUGCUGAAAUUCAGAGAGAAGCUGCCUUCCUAUGGCAUGAGAGAGGAGCUGGUUAGGCUAAUCAAUGCUAACCAGGUACUGGUAAUCAGUGGAGAGACUGGCUGUGGGAAGACCACCCAGGUUACUCAGUUCAUCCUUGAUGACUUCAUUCAGAGGGGCAUGGGCUCUCUCUGCAGGGUGGUUUGCACACAGCCAAGGCGUAUCAGCGCCAUAUCUGUUGCAGAGAGGGUGGCUGCAGAACGGGCAGAAUCGGUGGGAGAGGGGAAGUCCUGUGGGUAUCAGAUCCGUCUGCAGUGUCGGUUACCACGGAAACAAGGUUCAGUGUUGUAUUGUACGACGGGCAUUAUUCUUCAGUGGCUCCGCUCAGAUCCAUAUCUCUCAAGCGUAAGUCAUCUGAUCCUGGAUGAAAUUCAUGAGAGGAGUCUUCAGUCUGAUGUUCUUCUCAGCAUCGUGAAGGACCUGUUAACUGCUCGAGAGGACCUAAAAGUAGUCCUCAUGAGUGCCACGCUUAACGCGGAAAAAUUCAGCAAAUAUUUCAAUAACUGUUCCAUGAUCCAUAUUCCUGGAUACACAUACCCAGUGAAAGAGUACUUACUGGAGGAUGUGGUGGAAUUACUUAGGUUCAAGCCACAACAUCAGGACCGCAGACCUCGCUAUAGGAGAGGAUUUAUGCACGGCCAGAAUGUACGACCAGAGAAAGAACAGAAAGAGGCUGAAUACCGCGAGAGCUGGCCAUGCUUCGCCCGUACGCUCAGAGAUCGGUACUCAGACAGCACCAUUGAUGCGCUGGAGAUGAUGGAUGAUGAUGACAAGAUCAACCUGGAGCUUAUCGUAGCAUUGAUCAGACACAUCGUGAUGAAAGAAGAUAAUGGAGCGAUUCUGGUGUUUCUGCCUGGAUGGGACAACAUCAGCACCCUGAAUGAUUUGCUCAUGGCUGACCAGAUUUUUAAGUCAGAUCGGUUUAUGAUCAUCCCCCUCCACUCUUUGAUGCCCACAGUGUCUCAGACUCAGGUGUUCAAAAAGCCGCCUCCGGGAGUGCGCAAGAUUGUCAUCGCUACCAAUAUUGCAGAAACCAGUAUCACAAUAGAUGAUGUCGUGUAUGUGAUAGAUGGAGGGAAGAUAAAAGAAACUCAUUUUGACACCCAGAAUAAUAUCAGGACCAUGACAGCAGAGUGGGUGAGCUUAGCCAACGCCAAACAGAGGAAGGGCCGUGCUGGCAGAGUGUCUCCUGGGAAAUGCUAUCACCUGUAUAAUGGACUGAGGGCCAGCCUUCUGGAUAACUACCAGUUACCUGAGAUCCAACGCACUCCACUGGAAGAGCUUUGCUUGCAAAUAAAGAUACUGAAGUUGGGACCCAUUGCAUCAUUCCUGCGAAAAACCAUGGACCCCCCGGCGGACAAAGCGAUAGAACUGGCCAUCACACACCUGGUGGACCUGAAUGCCCUGGACCGGAAUGAAGAGUUAACUCCAUUAGGAUUUCAUCUCGCCCGCAUGCCUGUAGAGCCUCACAUAGGAAAAAUGAUUCUGUUCGGGGCUCUUCUGGGCUGUUUGGACCCUGUGCUUACCAUUGCGGCCAGCCUUAGCUUUAAAGAUCCCUUCUUCAUACCACUGGGAAAGGAGAAGAUUGCGGACAAGAGGAGGAAAAUCCUCUCCCGAAACUCUAGAAGUGAUCAUCUCACUAUUGUCAAUGCAUUGUGGGGCUGGGAGGAUGCUAAGAAACAGGGCAGCAGGUUUGAGAAGGAAUACUGCUGGGAAAAUUUCCUAUCUGCCAACACGCUACAGAUGCUUCAAAAUAUGAAGGGUCAGUUUGCAGAGCAUCUUUUGGCAGCUGGCUUUGUGAAUAGUAAGGACCCUAAAGAUCCCAGCUCUAACAUCAACUCAGAGAAUGAGAAGCUGAUUAAGGCUGUGAUCGUAGCAGGUUUGUAUCCUAAAGUGGCCAAGAUUCGCCCCAACCAUAGUAAGAAGAGACCAAUGCCAGUGAAGGUUUACACUAAGGCUGAUGGGAAAGUUUGUAUCCACCCUAAAUCUGUCAAUGCAGAGGAAACACAGUUCCACUACACGUGGCUCAUUUAUCACCUGAAGAUGAAGACCACCAGUCUCUUCCUCUACGACUGCACCGAAGUUUCUCCAUUUUCAUUGUUGUUUUUCGGAGGGUAUAUUUCCAUCCAGAGGGACCAGGACCAAGAGACAAUCGCCGUGGACGAGUGGAUUGUGUUUCAGUCCCCGGCACGCAUUGCGCACCUGGUCAAAAGCAUUCAGUUGGGGGUUGGAAUUUUUAUUGGGGGGGAGGUAAAAAAUCCACGCCCUGUGGUCUGGAAUGACCGGAGAUCUAAAGAUUGUGCUGUUCUCUCUGCUAUAAUCGACCUCAUCACAACACAGGAAACCCCUGCUGGAGGCCCCAGGAGAGGCAGCCAGUGAGCACCAACCAAGAGGAGCUUUAUUUAUUUGAAUGACAUUCAACUGAGACAUAGAGAAAGUGAUCUGCUCUCACAGCUGUGUGAUGUGACUCAGUGAUACUCUUUAUCAGUUCUUGUAGGUGUUUGAGUAAAUACCUAUAGCAUCCGAAAUAAGAAACAGCUUUUUGGCACUUCUUUUUUUUUUUUUUUUUUUUUUUAAAGGCAUUGGCUUAUUAUUGUAUACUUUUCUUUACAGUAAUUUAUUAAAUUUGCCAUUAUA
Molecule: messenger RNA, 3539 nt
Organism: Cyprinus carpio (common carp)
Lineage: Eukaryota; Metazoa; Chordata; Actinopteri; Cypriniformes; Cyprinidae
Gene: dhx36
Product: DEAH (Asp-Glu-Ala-His) box polypeptide 36
Exons: 26
Coding region: 213-3281 (1022 amino acids)
Cellular component (GO): nucleus; intracellular anatomical structure; cytoplasm
Molecular function (GO): DNA helicase activity; G-quadruplex RNA binding; ATP binding
Source: RefSeq, a predicted model, not a curated record